Messenger RNA from Cottoperca gobio, 2493 nucleotides. It is a transcript of the gene nln, whose product is annotated as neurolysin (metallopeptidase M3 family). NCBI's taxonomy places the organism in Eukaryota, Metazoa, Chordata, Actinopteri, Perciformes, Bovichtidae. Gene Ontology annotation, biological process: proteolysis; peptide metabolic process. The transcript has 13 exons. Bases 138 to 2258 code for a protein of 706 amino acids. The record is from RefSeq and is a predicted model, not a curated record. Gene Ontology annotation, cellular component: mitochondrial intermembrane space. Gene Ontology annotation, molecular function: metalloendopeptidase activity.
AAGAAACGUUUUCCACAUUUCAAAGGAGAGAGUGCCCGCUGCUGCUGCUGCUGCUCUGUGUGGACUGAGCUACAGUAAGAGGAAAGAAAGUGGAGGGGGGAUUUUUUUGGCACGGAAAAACGCAUGAAACCACUGGCAUGUGUGCGUUAAGAGCUGUAGUCUGCCGAGCGCUUUGCAGCGUCUCUAAACCUUUCCGGAGAAUGACCAUCCAGAGUGGGUCUGUGAUGUCUGCCAGAGACCGCUCCUCUCAGGCAGGAAAUAAGAGAAACGCACUGAGAUGGGACCUGACCCCAGAUGAUAUCAGGACCUCAACAGACAGCUUGAUUAACAGAGUAAAAGCGGUCUAUGAUGACAUUGGAUCUCUAAAGAUAGAAAAUGUUUCAGUUGAAAACACCCUGAAAGCCUUGGCUCAUGCCAAACUGGACUAUGCGUCGUCACUCCAUGUCCUUGAUUUCCCCCAAUACGUUUGUCCUUCUAAAGAGGUUCGGGCAGCGAGCACGGAGGCCGACAAGAAACUGUCUGAGUUUGACGUGGAGAUAAGUAUGAGGGAAGAUGUGUUCAUGCGAAUCACAGCCUUGCAGAAAAAGCUCCAAGACAACCUUUCACCAGAAGAAAAGAGAUUCUUAGACAGACUUGUUACAUUAGGCAAGCGGAAAGGACUGCACCUGUCUAAAGACAUGCAAGAGGAAAUAAAAAGAAGCUCCAAGCUUAUAUGUAAACUCUCCAUAGAGUUUAACAAGAAUCUGAAUGAGGACAAUACGUUUCUUGUGUUUUCUGAGAAUGAAUUGGGUGGGCUAGCUGAUAGCUUUCUCAAUGGACUGGACAAGACAGCAGAUGGGCGGUAUCAAGUGACACUUGAAUAUCCCCAUUACUUCCCCCUGAUGAAGAGGUGUCACAAUCCUGAGACCAGGAGGAAGAUGGAAACGGCUUUUCACAGCAGGUGUAAAGAGGUAAACACAGCGAUCCUUGAACAAUUGAUACAACUGAAGGCAAAGGUCGCAGACUUACUUGGUUACAGUAGCCAUGCGAACUAUGUGCUGGAGAUUAACAUGGCCAAGAAUGCAAGCAAUGUGUCUGACUUUUUAGAUUCAUUCUAUGAAACACUGAAGCCCAUUGGAGUUAAGGAGAGGAAAUAUAUUCUCGCACUAAAGAAGCGGGAUUGCUUGAUGAAGGGCUACCGGUUUGAUGGACAGAUCAAUGCCUGGGAUUUACCUUACUACAUGAAUCAAGUGGAGCAGUGCAAGUUUGCUGUGGACAAAGACAAACUGAUCGAGUAUUUCCCUCUUGAUGUGGUGACAGAAGGACUGCUUGGUAUCUACCAGGAGCUGCUGGGACUCAAGUUCACAGAGGUGGAACAUGCUCAUGUGUGGCAGGAAAAUGUCAAGUGUUAUUCAGCCCGGGACACGGAGACUGGAGAGGAGGUUGGCCAGUUCUACAUGGACUUGCAUCCAAGGGAAGGAAAGUAUGGCCACGCAGCCUGCUUUGGGCUGCAGCCCGGCUGCAGAGGACCUGAUGGAAAGCGCAGGCUUCCAGUGGCGGCUAUGGUGGCUAACUUUACCAAGCCCAGAAAAGGCUGGCCCUCUCUCCUCCAACACCAUGAAGUGGAGACUUAUUUUCACGAGUUCGGUCAUGUUAUGCACGAGCUCUGUUCCAAGACCACUUUUUCAGAAUUCAGUGGAACCCUGGUGGAGACUGACUUCGUGGAGGUGCCUUCACAGAUGCUUGAGAACUGGGUUUGGGAGAAGGAGCCUCUGAAAAGAAUGUCUCGCCACUACAAGGAUGGCAGCCCGAUUCCAGAGAGUCUGCUCGACAAACUGAUUGCAUCCAGAGUCGCCAACACUGGGAUGAUGAACCUGCGUCAGGUAGUGCUCGGUAAAGUGGACCAGUCGCUACACAGCAGCCCUCGUGCAGAUACAGCUGAGGUGUUCGCAAAGCACUGCCAGGACAUCCUGGGUGUUCCUGCUACACCGGGCACCAAUAUGCCAGCCAGUUUCAGCCACUUGGCUGGAGGAUAUGAUGGUCAGUACUAUAGCUAUUUGUGGAGUGAAGUGUACUCCAUGGACAUUUUUUGCAGUCGUUUUAAAAAGGAUGGCAUUAUGAAUCCAAAGGUUGGAAAGGAGUACAGACGGGUGAUUCUGGAAGCUGGUGGCUCUGUGGAUGGCGUGGACAUGCUGAAAACCUUCCUCGGUCGCGGGCCGUGCCAGGAUGCCUUCUUUCAGUGCAAAGGACUCAAGUCACAGAAAACACCGACGUUGUAAUUUCAUAAAUUCUUUAAGUCUUUUUUUGUCAAACCAAGGUAGAAUGCCUUUGCUUAAGUGUAUUAUUUACUGUGUUAAAGUUAUUCUUCUGGAUAUUUUCUACCUGUUGGCAUUUGUAAAUGUACAGUGGAUCAUGAUGCACAAUUGGCCUUUUUCAAAGCAGACAUGUAACUGGUCAUAGUGAGAAAAGCACAGGUGUUACUAAUGACAUUAACUGUGUGUGUGUGUGUGUGUG